AUGCGAACAGUUCCUUCGGACACGGCGACUACUCCAGUAACAGCAGCCCCCACAGUCACAAGCACGGUGAGUUUUCGUCCGUUCUUUCUGUUUUUCUAAAGUUUAGAAGUUAAAUAAUGGUCAUGCAAUUACAAGUUUCUAGUAUAACUUUUGACUUUUUGCAGACGAUUCCCGCCUCAUUACGAUCAAAUAGGUCAAUUUGGAUUGAGACAAGAGAUAAGAAGAAAAAAAAACGUUCCCUGUGGCCCUAGUCUCCCAGUUCUUCUGGCGUUUGUAGAGAUUCAAUCAAAACAGAUGAGAAUAAGAAGAUGAUUUUUAUUUGUUUAAAGAUCUUAGCCGAGAAGAAAAACAUUAAUCAUUUGAUUUGUUUGUCUUCGUUUUUAGGUAAAGUCAAACUGCGUUAUAAAAUUUUUUAUACCCACUUUGUAUAAAUUUGAUAUUCAAAAGUACUAAGGUUUUCUCCGGCAAAGUAGUAGUUAAUUGUUGGUAAAGUGGAGAACGGCAGCAAAAAGAACCCCUUCAUCGAUCUUUUUUCCAGAAUUUUAAAGGCUCAAGAAAUGGUAGAAAAUGUGAAAGCAGCAAAAAUGAUUAAUAAAAGCCGAGGAAAUGGCGCAAAAAGACAGCGUAAAGGAACCUUGGUCACUCUUAAAGCAAAAUUCCUAAGGAUCUAUAUGGAUCCUUUUCAGACGCUUUCGACCUGUGUUCACUUGAAAGCAUGUGUUUGAAAUUUCACAGAUAACUGAAGCUACAACUACUCCAACGACACAAAUGACAUCAACUACCACAGUGACUACGACCACGACUAGUGGUAAAAUAAACUUGCUAAUCAUCUCUCAUUCUAAAUUAUGAGAAUCCAGAAGGUUUGCGGUGCGAAAAAUUAGUUACCUGGAAAAAAAUAUUCAAAAAAAGUUCUUUAGUUUCUUUUUAUUUCAUAAAUUUUCGCAGGAUGUCUUUGCAAGCCGGAAUCGUUGCAAGUCACUCCGAUGGAGAUGAAUGAAUACUCACCAGUAAUUAGGUCAGUCACUAUAAAUUCAAAAAAACAAUUUUUAAAAAAAAUUGAGUCAGCACAAAUUUUAUAAGAAUAAGAUUAAUUUCAUAAUUUCAGUGGGAAUUCCUGUACGGCAACAGUAACAUGUACAUCUCCUACUGGAAGCUGUACGGCUGCUCUAGUGAGUCAAUUGCUACAAACGAAAUAACGUUUUUUAUCAGCAUUAGUCGCUAUCGACGAAAAAUGCGUUAUGUUUUUAUGGUUUUUCUGAUUUCGAGGUUUUUAAGUUUCAAAUCAUCUAAAAAAAAAUAUUUUUUCCAAAAAAUCAAUCUUAGUACAGUUUGGUAGAAAACUUUCGUUUAAAAGAAGAUCUUCAGAUACACAACAACGGAGCACAGGCUGGAACUAUCAGUGAUAACAUCGGAGUCGCAACCUUCACCGUUAUGUGCAAUGCGGAAGGCCUUUGGUUCUAUGAUGAUGAAGGCGAACCUUUUUCAGAGUUAGUUUUCAUUUGAGUUUUUUCCGAGCUCUUCUUUUCGUUCCGAAAUCUACAGAUUUAUUCAAAAAAAAAGUGUGUGUCGACAAUAACCUGUUUUACAGUUUCAACGGCAUCUCAUGUGCUGAUAUGUCAACAGACUGCAAUUAG
Molecule: messenger RNA, 1634 nt
Organism: Caenorhabditis auriculariae
Lineage: Eukaryota; Metazoa; Nematoda; Chromadorea; Rhabditida; Rhabditidae
Source: the annotation of a GenBank genome assembly